CCACAACGAGCGACUGUGCCGCAGCGAUGCUUCCCUUCUUUGUUGUCUUCGAAUUGGCUUCUGUAUGACUAUGACCCUCCGUCCCAACACUCUUCGGUGUUGGAUUAUAAGUUUGAAGGCUGUAUACCUACCUAGGUAAUCAUAGGUGGUCUAUUCUGUUUCACCAUCCUAACCGCGGGAACUCUAUUCACGUGUUUGCCUACUCGAAUACCACUUUUACACUUUUCCUCCUAAGAAACGCGAACUUGCUCAUUAUUCGUGAAGUUCGAGCAUCCGAGAUGUCGCCUCCGCCAGAGUUCUGUCAGCCUCCGACCAAGAGCUUCAGCGUGGCCGUCGUCGGGGGCGGUAUCGCCGGCCUGACCCUCACCCUCCAGCUGCUCCAGAGCCGGAUACCUGUGACCCUCUACGAGCAGGCCGCCAAGUUCAGCGAGAUCGGGGCGGGCGUAUCCUUUGGCCCCAACGCCCUCCGGGCCAUGUCCCUCAUCUCGCCGCACGUACGGCAGGCCUUUGAGAACCACGCGACGAAUAACCUGUCGGAGGACCACCGGAACGUGUGGUUCGACUUCCGGUACGGCGAAAGCUGCGGCGGCAGGCACCGCGAGGGCGAGAUGAUCCACCGCCAGGUGUGCGAGACGGGCCAGACCAGCGUUCACCGGGCGCACUUCCUGGACGAGCUUGUCAAGCUUCUGCCGGAAGGGGUCGCCAUGUUCGGAAAGCGGGCGGUGGGCUACGAAGACGACGGCGCGCGCGUGUCGUUGAGGUUCCAGGACGGCACGACCGCCGUCCACGACGCGGUGGUCGCCUGCGACGGCAUCAAGUCCAGGCUGAGGAGCGUGAUGCUCGGCGAGGCCAACCCGGCCUCCAAGGCCGUCUUCUCCGGCAAGUACGCGUACCGCGGCCUCGUCCCCAUGGAGGAGGCGGAGCAAGUGUUGGGCGAGGAGCUGGCGAGGAACAGCCAGAUAUACUCUGGACGGCACGGGCACAUCCUGACGUUCUCUGUGGCGAAGGGAAAGAUGAUGAAUGUGGUUGCUUUCCGCAGCGCGGACGAGUGGCCGUCGGACAACUGGGUCGUGUCCGUGGACAAGGAGGCCAUACUUCGGGACUUUGACGGCUGGGGCGACCAGUGCCGCAACAUCAUCCAGAUGAUGCGCAAGCCCGACGUGUGGGCGCUCUUCGACCACCCGCCGAGCCCGACCUACUACCGGGGCCGGGUCUGCCUGCUCGGCGACGCCGCCCACGCCUCGACGCCGCACAAGGGCUCCGGCGCGGGCAUGGCGAUCGAGGACGCGUGCGUCCUGGGGACCCUGCUGGGCCUGGUCCCGGACGCGCGAGGCCCGGGUGGGGGCGUCGAGGCGGCGUUCGCGGCGUACGACGCCACGCGGCGCGAGAGGUCGCAGCGGCUCGUGGUCGACAGCCGCGAGCAGGGCCGGCUGUACGACCUGGAGCUGGGCGACGACCCAACGUGGAUCGCCGAGGACCUGUCGACCCGCAUGGACUGGGUGUGGAAGUACGACCUGGCGCAGGAGCUGGAGCGAGGCCGGAGGGAGGUGGAGAAGUACCAGAAGGCGUCCGACACGCGGGCACAACUGUAAACUUGUACUAUGAGUGAUGAUAAGGGCACGAUUUGUCUUGUUUUGUAUUAAAGGAGGCUUGUUGAGUAAGCACAAGUUAGGGUGUCACGUUGUAAAAAGAAAGCUCUCUGGCCUCUGCGAGCAGCAACUUACAUGUGUCAAAAAGUAUUUGACUAAAAUGUCCGAGUUUCUGAAAUCAACU
Colletotrichum destructivum is the source of this 1773-nucleotide messenger RNA. RefSeq names its product Putative FAD-binding domain, FAD/NAD(P)-binding domain superfamily. Gene Ontology annotation, molecular function: FAD binding. The coding region runs from base 279 to 1592 and encodes 437 amino acids. The transcript has 2 exons. Gene Ontology annotation, biological process: secondary metabolite biosynthetic process. The record is from RefSeq and is a predicted model, not a curated record. Lineage: Eukaryota; Fungi; Ascomycota; Sordariomycetes; Glomerellales; Glomerellaceae.